GAGUUCCCCAGGAAGCAGGAGCUGCACCGCAACAUGCUCGGCCUUCUGGGUAACGUGGCCGAGGUGAAGUCCCUGCGGCCCUUCCUCAUGACCACGCAGUUCGUCACCGUCUUCAGCGAGCUGCUGGAGAGUGACGCGGACGGCAUAGAAGUGUCGUACAACGCGUGCGGCAUGCUGGCGCACAUGCUGCACGACGGGGAGGGCGCUUGGGGCGACGUGCGGCCCCCGCGCCACCUGGUCGCACAGCGCAUGUGGAGCGCCAUCGCGCGCUGGGACGCCAGCUCGCGGCGCAACAUCAACUACCGGUCUUUUGAGCCGAUUCUGAGGCUCAUUCCACAGUCGGUGUCUCCCGUGAGCCAACACUGGGCCACGUGGGCCUUGUACAACCUCAUCACAGUCUACCGUGAGUGAGCGCCCGCUCGCCUGCUCGCCCGCUCGCUCCUUCACUCGCUCGCCCGCUCGCUCGCUCAUUCACUCGCCGGCCCGCUCCUUCACUCGCUCGCCCGCUCGCUCGCUCGCUCAUUCACUCGCUCAUUCGCUCAUUGACUCGCUCAUUGACUCGCUCAUUCACUCACUCAUUCACUCACUCAUCCGCUCAUUCACUCGCUCAUUCACUCACUCAUUCACUCAUCCGCUCAUUCACUCGCUCGCUCGCUCACCCGCUCGCUCAUUCAC
This is a messenger RNA of Lethenteron reissneri (Far Eastern brook lamprey), 675 nucleotides long. Its product is annotated as protein zer-1 homolog. The record is from RefSeq and is a predicted model, not a curated record. Gene Ontology annotation, cellular component: Cul2-RING ubiquitin ligase complex. NCBI's taxonomy places the organism in Eukaryota, Metazoa, Chordata, Hyperoartia, Petromyzontiformes, Petromyzontidae.